AUGGCGGAGGAAUCUGUGGAAGAUAGAGUCGCUAGUUUGGAGAAGGCCGUUAAAGAGCUUCAGACGAAAUUGGCGGAGAUCAAGUUGGAAUCGGGGCGACCAGAAAAAAGCGAAGAGCUGCUACUGGAAUUACAGCGAAUAGAACGUAAAAUGGACGUUUUGGAAAAGCACUGCGAUGAGCUCGAGCGUCGAGUACAGAAACGGAGAGAGAGCCAUUGA
Messenger RNA from Gongylonema pulchrum, 219 nucleotides. NCBI's taxonomy places the organism in Eukaryota, Metazoa, Nematoda, Chromadorea, Rhabditida, Gongylonematidae. The record is from the annotation of a GenBank genome assembly.